This is a messenger RNA of Cornus florida, 687 nucleotides long. RefSeq names its product NAC domain-containing protein 40-like. The record is from RefSeq and is a predicted model, not a curated record. Gene Ontology annotation, molecular function: DNA binding. Gene Ontology annotation, biological process: regulation of DNA-templated transcription; system development. Bases 1 to 687 code for a protein of 228 amino acids. Lineage: Eukaryota; Viridiplantae; Streptophyta; Magnoliopsida; Cornales; Cornaceae. The transcript is spliced from 3 exons.
AUGUUUUUAAUUCUGCUUGGGUUUUGCUUCGCCCCCACAGAAGUUGAAAUCCUCCAUUACCUAAGCAGAAAAGUGAAGGGAGAGAACUUGCCGGAGGGUGUAAUAUUGGACAUUGAUAUUUACGGCCAAACUCCCUGGGACAUAUUAAAAAAGGAAGAUCGAUGGCAUACGAGUAGCAAUGAUAAAUGUCAAUUCGUUAUCUACGUCUUCACCAAGUUGAAGAAAAUUGGCGAUAAGAAGAGAGUUGUAAGGAGAACCGGGUGUGGGAUUUGGGAUGACCAAAACAAGCCUGAGAAAAUUUAUAAUGGACAUAAACAGCUUAUUGGUUUUAAUAAGAUGUUGGCUUUUGAAGCAAAUGUCAAGAAAGACGAGUGGUCGAUAAUGCCAAGAGGUCAUUGGACUAUGCAUGAAUAUUCAUUGGGCGGUGUGAGUUUGGAUGGGCUAAAGGUAUCCAAAGAAGAAAACCCUAGUCGGAAGAAGAAGAAGAUGCGAUAUGAUCAUGAUGAGGCCUUUACAAGUACUCCACAAAAGACUCUAACUCUAAAGGAUCAUCUUGAGUUGCUUCUAACGCCAGUAACGUCUUCUGAUUUUCAGCCCCUGCCAUCAUAUUAUGAUGGGAAUCUACUACUGCAACGUCUUCCGAUAUUUAGCUACUGCUACCACAUGAUGAUGAUAUCAGAACAAUGA